This is a messenger RNA of Thunnus maccoyii (southern bluefin tuna), 3559 nucleotides long. It is a transcript of the gene acox3, whose product is annotated as acyl-CoA oxidase 3, pristanoyl. Gene Ontology annotation, biological process: lipid homeostasis; fatty acid beta-oxidation using acyl-CoA oxidase. Gene Ontology annotation, cellular component: peroxisome. The coding region runs from base 172 to 2247 and encodes 691 amino acids. Gene Ontology annotation, molecular function: fatty acid binding; pristanoyl-CoA oxidase activity; FAD binding. NCBI's taxonomy places the organism in Eukaryota, Metazoa, Chordata, Actinopteri, Scombriformes, Scombridae. The transcript has 19 exons. The record is from RefSeq and is a predicted model, not a curated record.
GCUGUUGGAAGUACUCCUGUCUGGAGUAAAUCCAGCUGUACACAGGUCACUGAUAACAAGUGAGAGAAGAGAAGAAGGAAAGCGACAGUAAAAAGACAGUUUGAGAGAGAGCUGUAAGAAAGAACAAAGUGCCUUACGCUGCUGCAUUGUGAACCCCUGAACACAAGGAAGAUGGAGCAUGUGGCUGACCUCCCCAGCGGCCCGCUGGAUAUCUACAGGCAAAAAGCUUCUUUCAACUGGAAGGAGAUGCUCUGCUUUAUAGAUGGAGAGGAAACACUGGCAUUCAAGCAACAUGUGUUCAAGACGCUGGAGAAUGAUCCUCUGUUUGCCCGCAUACCUGGUGAAGACGUUCCUGUUGAGAAAAUGAGAGAACUCAGCUUCCUCAGGGUGAAGCAGCUGUUCCGCUAUGACUUCAUGACAAAAGAAGAGGCGAUGGGCGACCCAUGGAGGACUGUGGUCCUCAAUGACUUGCUGGGCAUGUACGACUUCGCCGUUUCAUCCAAGUUCUUCCUCAACAAAGGGAUGUUUGGAGCGAAUAUUGCCAACACAGGGUCAGGGAGACACAGCAAAUAUGUUGAAAACACUGAAGACAUGACGAUAUUUGGAUGCUUUGCACUGACUGAGCUGAGCCAUGGCAGCAACACCAGAGCCAUGAGGACCAAAGCCACGUAUGAUCCCUCUACCCAGGAGUUUGUGAUUAACUCUCCAGACUUUGAGGCUGCCAAGUUCUGGGUGGGGAACCUGGGUAAGACUGCGACCCAUGCUCUGGUGUUCGCUCAGCUCUACACGCCUGACCAGGUGUGCCAUGGUCUCCACUCCUUCCUCGUUCCGGUGAGAGAUCCCAAGACCCUGCUGGCUCUGCCUGGUGUACUGGUUGGAGACAUGGGCAAGAAGCUGGGCCAGAAUGGACUGGAUAAUGGGUUUGCUUUGUUCCACAAUGUGAGGAUCCCACGUGAGAAUCUACUGAAUAAAACUGGAGAUGUUACUCCUGACGGCCGCUAUGUUACACCAUUCAAGGACCCUAACAAGCGUUUUGGGGCGUCUCUGGGUGCCCUGUCAGGUGGCAGGAUAUCCAUCACCAGGAUGGCUCUGACCAACCUGAAGCUGGCUCUGACUGUGGCUAUCCGCUUCUCCGCCACCAGGAGACAGUUUGGACCCAAAGACACGGAGGAGAUUCCAGUUUUAGAGUACCAGUUACAGCAAUGGCGUCUGAUCCCCUACCUGGCAGCAGCGUAUGCUCUUGAACACUUCUCCAAAUCCAUCUUCAUGAACUUUGUCGAGUUCCAAAUUGGACAGAUAAUGAGGGACAAGAGUGACAGACAAGCAGAGAUUGGCAGGGAGAUCCAUGCCAUUGGCUGCUCCAGUAAGCCACUGGGCUCAUGGAUGGCUCAGAGGGGGAUCCAGGAGUGCAGGGAGGCCUGCGGUGGACAUGGAUAUCUGGCCAUGAACCGGCUGGGUGAUCUCCGCAAUGACAAUGACCCAAACUGCACAUAUGAAGGAGACAACAAUGUGUUGCUGCAACAGACAAGCAACUAUCUGCUCAGCUGGCUCCACACUAAGCACCAUGAUGGUGUGCGGAUUGAGUCUCCUCUUCACACUGUGGAUUUCCUGGACGAUUUACACAAGAUCCUGGGAAGCAAGUUUACAGCAACAACAAUGGAAGAGUGCAUGGACUCUGCAGUGCCGCUGGCAGCCUACAAGUGGCUGGUGUGUUUUCUGCUGGAGGAGAGUCAGAAGAGGCUGGAACAGCAGAGGGCCUCGGGCAAGGAUGAAUUUGAGGCUCGUAACAACAGCCAGGUUUACCACUGUCGUUCCCUGGCCAUCGCCUACAUUGAACACAAUUGCCUCCAGAGGUUUCAUGAGCUGACUACUGAUCAGGACACACCAGCAGGUCUCAGACCAGUGCUAAGAAAGCUGUGUGCCCUGUAUGGGCUGUGGAGCCUCAGCAGCCACAUGGCCAUACUGUACCAGGGUAAUUACAUGAGUGGAAGGAAGCCAGCAGAGUUGAUCCAGACGGCCAUUCUCACUCUCUGCUCCCAGCUGAAAGAUGAUGCCGUAGCACUGGUGGAUGUUUUUGCGCCCCCUGAUUUCAUCCUCAACUCACCUAUAGGCUACGCUGAUGGACAGCUGUAUAAGAACCUGUGGUCAACAGUGAUGCAGGGUAACCAGGUACUGGAACGCCCCUCCUGGUGGAAAGAGUUCUGCUCAGACAAACCUGUGGUCGGAUCCCUGCGUCCAAAACUCUAGAACCCAGACACACACGGGUGACCAAGUGAAAAAUGACCUAAAAAAUUCCAACAAUGUAGUUUUAAAUGACUUCCCUAUAUGGCUACAUUUACAUUACAGACCUUAAUGCUUCCAAGUGCUGUGAUCACAUAAAAUAUGACAGUAAACAGGAUCUGACAAAUCAGUCAACAUUUCAUGUUAAAGUCCAGCUGAGUUUAAAUUGCAUUUCUACUACAGCAUAUAUAUCUGUUUUGUAAAUUGUGUUAUAUAACAAUGAAAUUAAUAUUAUAUAUUUUUGGUUUCAUGACAGGGUCCACUGUCUGUGUAUUACAUUGCUUCUCUGUUAACAUAGACAGAGAAAUUACAUUGUAUUAGCCUAAAGCAGUAAUGUUCUAUCACCUUUCUAUAAGUAAUCGGCUAGUCGUGAUGCUAACCACCAGACAGAAGGGAUUUUAGUUGCAUGAAAUAUUCUUUUUUUGUAUUACACAUGGAUAUAAUGAGAAAUUGAUUACUACUGUACUGAUUAAAAAUUGUUUUAUUUCAGCUUUAAUUUAAAUCUAUGUGUGUCUCAGGAUUUCAAUAGCUGACAUUCAUUAUCUGUUCUGUAAUAUUUUAAAAUGAUUUUUAUGGCCAUACCAAGUAUCACUGCAAGUGCCUAGAAAGAUUCAUAUCUCACACAAUUUUCUACUGUUAACAAAUAAUCUGCAAUAUUUGGGGUCAAAAAAGGGUCAAUAAUAUUUUGAGCUUGUGACAUGAUUCAAAAUAAUUCAAAGCCAGUGUCUGUGUAUCAUGUAUAUAUCAAAUCAGUUUAAGUUUAUGAAGGUGUAGUUAAGAUUUGUGGUUGUAGAAAAACAAACUGUGGAAGCUCGAGUCAGUUCUCUUGCUGUGUGACACUGAAGUUACACAUGCACACACUGUAAAUACAGGGUCAAAAAUUGUACUUGUGUGUCAUUUCAGUGUGGGAACUUUGAGUAAAUUUCAGGUGCAAUCUCACCAUUGGUACUUUAAUACAUUUUAUUUAGACAUUCACAACAUUUUUCUUCCAAUACAAAUGUUUUCUACGCAUUCUGUUUUUUUGACAGGCUUAAAAAGUUCGAUUUUUUUUUUUUUCUCAAGCUUAAAAUCUCAUUGACCUUAAUUUGAGCCCAAACUGAAUAGACCUCUAAGUGUGAUUAGUAGUUAGUUGACUGAUGAGAAAUGUAUCAUAUCAUGUGAUGUCAUAUUUUUAUUAAUCUGAAAAUUGUGUUAUACUGUACAUGAUGCACAGUACCUCAUCACCCCGUAAAGAAUUAUCACAACUCUUGUAAUACAAAUUAAAUAGAUUUACAAAAAU